UUACAUGAUAUUUAUGUAUGGCUCCCACAGCCGAUCAAAGUCAUUCCUCUUACAUUUAGCGAUAUAUGUUAGCCUUUCCAGUCCGAUACAAUUUGAUAUCUCCUUAAUCCACAUUUUCAUGGAUGGAGCGUCCAUACUCUUCCAGCAUAGUGCAAUAACUCUUCUGGCUUGAAGCAGACCAAAGUCUAUAAGGUUAGUCUGUCUUGAUGUUUGUAUAAUGUCCACUGGAUAUAUUCCAAGAAUGCAAAGUUUUACAUUCAUAGGAAUUUUAAUGCUAAACAUAUUGGACAUACAUGUUAAAACCUCCUUCCAGAAGUUUUGUAUUUUUGGACAUUCCCAGAGGCAAUGGUAUAAUGUACCUUUGUUAUCCAAGCAUUUAGAACACACAUCUGGAAUAUUACAGGACAUUUGAUGAAGUUUAACAGGUGUUAUAUAGGUUCUCAUUAACCAUUUAUAUUGAAGUAAUUUAAACCUGGUAUUUAUUGUCUGUGUUUGUGCUUUAAGACAUGCGUAUUUUCAAUCUACCUCAUCUAUAUCUUCCUUUAUAUCAAUUUUCCAAGCAUUUAAUUUGUCCAAUGUUGAUUCAGUACUGUGUUUGACCAUUAAGUUAUAGUACACCGAUACAUGACCCUUGCCUUCUAAAUUCCCAAGAGUUGUUUCUAUUAAUAUCUAAAAAAUAAAAAUGUCUUGAUACAAGUACACAGACACUCCACCCCUUCUUUACUUGGUUCAUGAUAUGCCCCAUGAGAAAACUGUCUGCGUAUCGUUCAUGUAUACUAACUGUCUAUAAAAAUAGAGACAUUACUGGUUCAAUCACAUUUGAGCUGCAGGUGAGCUCAGUCUCAGGGAUGUUCUUUUUUCUAUUCACACUCCUGCUUUUUCAUCACCUUCUACCUGCAAAGGCAGAAAACACUAUUUGCCGAAUGAUGGGAGACCCUACAUAUGCAGUGUUUUCUAAGGAUGGAGAAUUUAAUAUUGGAGCAAUUUUUCCAAUCCACAGCAAAGAAACAUUACCUUCAUUUAAAUUCAUACAGAAACCUCAGCUUCUAUCAUGCUCUAGUGUGAAUCUAAGAGAUUUUCGGCUGGCUCAAAUCAUGAUAUUUGCAAUUGAGGAGAUUAACAAAAAUCUAUUUUUACUUCCAAAUGUUUCUAUUGGCUACAAAAUCUAUGAUAGCUGUGGUUCAAGACUGUCUUCUAUGAGUGCAAUUAUGGCAGUGAUGAAUGUCCAGGAAUUUGCAGAAAGGGAAAAAUGCAUUGAACAGUCUCCUAUACAUGCUAUUAUAGGAGAAACAGAGUCUGCAACAACAGUGAUUUUGUCCAGAACCACAGGACCUUUCAAAAUUCCAGUGAUAAGUCACUCAGCAUCGUGUGAGUGCCUCAGUAAUAGGAAAGAUUACCCCUCUUUCUUCAGGACGGUUGCUAGUGAUUAUCACCAGGGCAGAGCACUUGCACUCUUGGUCAAGCACUUAGGCUGGACUUGGGUUGGAGCUGUGAACAGUGACAAUGACUAUGGCAACUAUGGAAUGGCCACAUUUUUGAAUGCAGCACAGGAGGAGGGGAUUUGUGUAGAGUACUCUGUGAAAUUUUACAGAACAGAGUCAGAAAAACUCCAAAAAGUGGUAAACACAAUGAAAGAUGGCACAGCAAAAGUAAUUGUUGCAUUUGUUUCAUUUCUUGAUAUGGGAUUACUAAUUGAGCAACUUAGUAUCCAAAACAUUACAGGCCUUCAAAUAGUUGGAGUAGUUGGGUGGAUAACUUCAAAGAAUUACAUCACUCCAAACACUUUUCAUGUGAUGAGAGGGUCACUGGGUUUUGCAGUGCGAAAAAUCAAUGUUCAAGGAUUUGGAGAUUAUGCUACAAAAUCAUUCUGGGAAACUGCUUUUCCAUGCUCACCUAGAGAUCAAUCUGAAUUAAAUUGCAGCAAAUUUCAGGAUCUACUUGAGCUGAAAAAUUACAAUGAAGAUGUGUCUGAACAUAGAUAUUCAAGUAAUGUCUACAAAGCAGUAUAUGCUGUGGCUCAUGCACUACACAGUCUGCUGAAGUGCACAGGACAAGAAGGUUGUGAUAAAGCCCUGACGAUACAACCACAACAGGUGGUUGAGGCUCUGAAAAGGGUUAAUUUCAGUGUAAAAUUUGGAGAUCAGGUGUGGUUUGACAGCACUGGUGGUGCAGUGGCCCAGUAUGAAGUUGUGAACUGGCAGCAGGACUCAGAUGGAUCAUUUCAGUUUAAAGCAGUGGGUUACUUUGAUGCCUCACUGCCCCCUGACCAGCGCCUUGUACUUAACUCUGAAAACAUAAUCUGGGCUGGAGGACAGUUGCAGAAGCCAAAGUCUGUGUGCAGUGAGAGUUGUCCUCUAGGCACUAGGAAGGCUGUACAGAAAGGAAGACCUGUCUGCUGUUAUGACUGUAUUACAUGUGCAGAUGGAGAAAUCAGUAAUGAGACAGAUUCAAAUAACUGCCAGCAGUGUCCAGGGGAAUACUGGUCUAAUACUGAGAACACUGAAUGUGUGUUAAAGGCUGUAGAGUUUCUGUCAUUCACAGAAGUUAUGGGUAUAGUGUUAGUCUUUUUCUCUCUGUUUGGUGUAGUAAUAACUGUACUGGUGGCCAUCCUGUUUUACAGUAAGAAGGACACUCCCAUAGUAAAAGCCAACAACUCAGAGCUGAGCUUCCUGUUGCUCUUCUCAUUGAUUCUGUGUUUUCUCUGUUCACUUACUUUCAUUGGUCGCCCCACUGAGUGGUCCUGUAUGUUGCGUCACACAGCAUUUGGGAUCACUUUUGUCCUCUGUAUCUCCUGUGUUCUGGGGAAAACAAUAGUGGUGUUAAUGGCAUUCAAAGCUACACUUCCAGGAAGUAAUGUCAUGAAAUGGUUUGGGCCUGCACAACAGAGACUCAGUGUUUUUGCUUUUACACUUAUACAAGUUCUUAUCUGUGUGCUUUGGCUAACAAUAUCUCCUCCUUUUCCCUAUAAAAAUAUGAAAUAUUUUAAAGAGAAGAUCAUUCUUGAAUGCAGUCUGGGUUCUACUAUAGGUUUCUCUGGUGUGUUGGGUUAUAUUGGUCUUCUGGCUCUCAUGUGCUUCAUUUUAGCUUUUCUGGCUCGGACACUGCCUGAUAAAUUCAAUGAAGCUAAAUUCAUCACAUUCAGUAUGCUCAUAUUCUGUGCUGUAUGGAUCACAUUUAUCCCAGCUUAUGUCAGUUCACCUGGAAAAUUUACAGUGGCCGUAGAGAUAUUUGCUAUUUUAGCAUCAAGCUUUGGUUUACUGUUCUGCAUAUUUGCACCUAAAUGUUAUAUCAUCCUGUUUAAGCCUGAACAAAAUACAAAACAACAUUUGAUGGGAAAAAUAUAAAUACUACUGAGAACACGGUAACAUUAUUGUACAGUAUAUCUAGAACCAGAAUAAAAUAUUGAAAAUGCAAGUGUAAGUUAUAUCAAGAAACAGUGGCAAAAGCUUUUCAGAAAUUCAGACAAAAAAUGUAACCACAUGCCUGAUUUUUGCACGAUGCUCCUAGCUUAAAUAAACAGAUUAACCUUAAAUAAACCAAAGUAUAUUAUUAAAGAAAAUGAAUGACAAUAUGU
Molecule: messenger RNA, 3574 nt
Organism: Misgurnus anguillicaudatus (oriental weatherfish)
Lineage: Eukaryota; Metazoa; Chordata; Actinopteri; Cypriniformes; Cobitidae
Product: extracellular calcium-sensing receptor-like
Biological process (GO): G protein-coupled receptor signaling pathway
Cellular component (GO): plasma membrane
Molecular function (GO): G protein-coupled receptor activity
Source: RefSeq, a predicted model, not a curated record